Molecule: messenger RNA, 2443 nt
Organism: Verruconis gallopava
Lineage: Eukaryota; Fungi; Ascomycota; Dothideomycetes; Venturiales; Sympoventuriaceae
Exons: 3
Coding region: 612-2201 (529 amino acids)
Biological process (GO): proteolysis
Molecular function (GO): aspartic-type endopeptidase activity
Source: RefSeq, a predicted model, not a curated record
AGUCUGGCCCCCGUUGAUCAUCAGCGCUCCUCGUAAAGGACCGAUCGCCAGCAAACAACAGCGAGUUCAUGGCGCUCUCGGGCUGCAGGACGUGUGCGGUGCUGCGCUAUGCCCGUCAAAUCGUGGGAUGGAAAAUGGACGGAUCGUCAUCCACCUUCUCGUCUGUCGUUCCUGAUCCCGCUGCUCGCAGUGAUGCUCCUCCCAUCUCCACCCCAUCUUCAUCCCAUCUUCAUUGUCGAGAUCCUGCACCGCCUCUCGAGCCAUUCGUCUGAUCCCCCAGCCCGUAGCCUUGUUCAUCUCUGGCUGCCUCCUUUCGGCAAGUCCUUGCAUUCCUGCAUCGACUAAUGAGCGUCUGCCGCGGAGCACAGCCCAAUGCUUAUCCGCUGUCUCAUCAGACCUGACCUGUGGCUGCUCGUAUUCUUUCCACCUUCCAGCGACGACUCCUCGAUUGCGAUCUCUAUUUGAACAGCGCCGUUCCUGUCCUGCUUUCUAGUGCCCAGUGUCCGGCGGCUGGAGACGCUUCAAUCCCCUCACAAACACUUCCUCGCUCCCUCUUCCCUUCACCAGCGGCGCAUCUAGGGGGCCAGCCAGACCUUGCGCAGACUCCGCCAAUGGCGCCUCUUACCUCAUGGAACCUGCUUGCCUUUGCAGCAAUUUCUGUCACCCGCAUUCACGCUGCUCCGGCUCCCGAGCCAAAAGUCGUGGCAUUCCCUCUGGAGAGGAAGUCUGUGCCACUUUCGGACGUGCUGUACACCCGGCGUCUGAACAAGCGAGCAGCCCAGGCGUAUACAGCAACGCUGUACAAUGCCCAAGACCACUCGCUGUACCUGAUCAAUGCUACCAUUGGCACGCCUGGACAGCCUUUCCAACUCCAACUGGACACCGGAAGCAGCGACAUCUGGGCGCCCUGGGUCGACUCGAAUAUCUGCAAGGAUACGCCGUCCCGCUGCUCAACGGGCUCGUUCAACGAUGUUGAUUCAAGCUCCUUUACCGAAGUUGCCCCGGACAAGUUCUACAUCAGCUAUGUUGAUGGAACUCAGAUCACCGGCGACUACGUCAACGAGACGUUCAGCGUUGCCGGCGUCACCAUCACCGACAUGACCAUGGGCAUCGCGAAGGACAUGACCGGUGCCCCAGGCGGAGACGACGCGCCCUUUACCGGUCUGGUAGGAGUUGGCUUCGACACCAACGAGGCUAUCUUUAGCCAGAGUAAUGGCCAGAUCAUGUACCCCACCAUCAUGUCUCAGCUCGUGAACGAAGGCAAGAUCGCCACGCGUGCCUUCAGCUUGUGGCUCAACGACAUCACUGCCUCUUCUGGAAGUAUCCUCUUUGGUGGUGUCGACAGCGCAAAAUACUCCGGCGAUCUUGUCAUGCUUCCCAUCCAGACCGACCCUGUUUCUGGCAUCAAGAGCAGUUACACCGUCACCUUGGCCGGUGUCACGGUCACCGGGGCCGGAGGCAAGACGGUCUAUUCCGGUAAAAGCAGUGCGCCCUGCCUUCUGGACAGCGGAAACUCACGCGCCUUUGUCCCCGCGGACAUCGGCUGGGACAUCUUGGCCGGCGUCGGCGCUGUCAACGACACGGACAUAGGCACUUUCAUCGUGCCCUGCGACGUUGGCUCAACGCAAGGCUCCUUUACUUUCCAGUUCGGCAACUCAAACGGCCCAACGGUAAGCGUGCCCAUCUCCGAAUUCGUGCUUCCCCUCGAAGGCGUGACCUUCAAGAAUGGCCAAAGCGCUUGCCAGUGGGCGCUGCUUCCGGACGAUGGUAACGGCGCCACACUCGGAGACACCUUCCUGCGCUCCGCGUACGUCGUGUACGAUCUCGACGGCAUGGAGAUUGGCAUGGCUCAGACCAAGUUCAACGUUACGGACAGCAGCGUCAAGGAGAUCACAGCAGCUGGCAGCAUACCCGGGGCUUCUUCGACCGCCUCAGGAGAUGCUACCGUGCCUACAAACACGCCCACGGCCACCGUCCCCAUUGUAACUGGAACCACCGAUAUCGCGCUCAACAGCAACACCAACACGUUCGCUCUUGGUUCACCCACUGCGUCCGCCAGUUCCUCUUCCGGCUCCGCAUCGGCUUCUAAGGGUGCGGCGCCAGGUUUAAGCCCUCCGUCAACUCCUUUCGUCGGCACCGUUGUGGCGGGAAUUGCCGUGCUCUUUGCCAUGCUCGGUGGCUCCAUGUUCAUUCUUGUUUGAGCAGAUGCAUGUAUCAUCUAUUCUUAUCGAUGUCAUCACGACUUUCUACACAUCUUCCGAGCGGAGAAAUUCUUGUCUUCAUGUAAUUAUCUAGCAGGCAUAUGUCGUUUUAGACUGCAGGUGCAUCGUUCUGGUCUAGACACUUGAUCCCGUUGCCUUUACUCAGGCAUGGAUUGCUCACUUAGACAUGAACUCAAUACCAAAGUCAAAAGCAAUUAUUGACGACGUUUCAAACCAAGAAA